AUGAUUUUUCUGUUUAUGAGUGAAACCAUCUGGAACUCGGGUACUGGCGCCGGUCCUACACCGGACGAUCGCCGAAUGGCUGAUAAAAUGGGCGAGAAAUGGACCCAGUUCGCUAAGGAAGGGCAAGUAUCGAGUUGGCAGCCGUCCAACUCCCAAGACUACACCUAUUGUAAUUUGAACCGACAACCUACUGUACAAAGUGGAUAUGCUCAACAAGCAAGAAAUGUUUUCAAUAAUCAAGUGGAUCCGAUCAUACAACAGGCGCAUAACACACCUCAGCGCGAUCCUCAACCCACGCCAACACCACAGCCGGUCUACUCGCCAACAUCUUUCACUCCUGCGGUCAAUGUCAAAUAUCAAUCAAAUGGACCGCAAUCGAACACCUUCCAGUUUACAUACCAAUUAAAAAACGUUCCUGGAAAAUAA
Molecule: messenger RNA, 426 nt
Organism: Haemonchus placei
Lineage: Eukaryota; Metazoa; Nematoda; Chromadorea; Rhabditida; Trichostrongylidae
Source: the annotation of a GenBank genome assembly